This is a messenger RNA of Sporisorium graminicola, 927 nucleotides long. RefSeq lists its product as uncharacterized. The record is from RefSeq and is a predicted model, not a curated record. The transcript is spliced from 2 exons. The coding region runs from base 1 to 927 and encodes 308 amino acids. NCBI's taxonomy places the organism in Eukaryota, Fungi, Basidiomycota, Ustilaginomycetes, Ustilaginales, Ustilaginaceae.
AUGAAGGCCGUAGCAGCAGUUAUUCUCACCUCUUUGGUGUCCGCUGCUUUGGCUUCCUCCCACGCCCCUACCGCCCCUCACCGUCGACACCACAACCAUGGUCCCGUCACCCACGAGCAGGCAAUCGCUAAGCGCGCUACCUACUCUGGUAUGGCCACUUGGUACGACGUUGGCACUGGCAACGCCGGUGCUUGCGGUCAAUAUCUCAACCCCAACGACCAUGUCGUCGCCUUGAACCAGCCCAUGUACGGUAGCCUCAACCAGAAAUCGUCGUGGUGCGGUAAGACUAUCGUCAUCUCUAACGGUGUCAAGACCGCCACCGCUCGCGUCGAAGACGCUUGCCCUACUGGUGGAGGAAACUGCUUCUACGGCUCUCUCGACAUGAGUGUCGGCCUCUUCACCGAAUUCACAGGUCUCGGCACUGGUGUCUUCCCCAUCACUUGGUGGCCUGCUGGUGAAGGUGGAGACUCGGGUAGCGACAACAACAACAACAACAACAACAACAACAACAACAGCAACAACAACAACAACGAUGACAAUGACGAUUCUGAUGCACAGGCUGCUGCUGCCGCUGCCAAGAAGAAGGCCAAACAACAAGCCCAACAAGCUGCAGCUGAGGCCUCUUCCUCCGCCGCCGCCGCCUCGUCGUCUGCUGCUGCUUCCAGUUCCGCCGCUGCUUCUCGCGCCUCGGUCUAUUCCGUCACCAAGGCUGCAGCCCGUGCCAGCGCUUCCGCGUCCAGAGCCGCUGCCAAGUCGCGUGCCAAGGCAAGCAAGUCCAAGGCUGCUGCCUCUUCUUCUGCUGCUGCGUCCGCUUCUGCUGCCGCUGCCGCCUCUGCCGCCGCCGCUACACCAACUGGCAAUCUCAACAACUUUGCCAAUCUGUACGACGGUCUCUCCAAGAUCAUCCAGCAGCAGGCCGACUCCUAA